AUGCGCGUCGGCGGCCCUAUAUGUGCUGCCUUGCUGCGAUCUGCUGACGCCGUUGACGCGCGGGAAUGCGCUGCACAUUCCGCCGACGAUGCACAUUCCGCCGACACUGCACAUUCCGCCGACGUUGCACAUUCCGCCGACGCUGCACAUUCCGCCGACGCUGCGCAUUCCGCCGACGCUGCGCAUUCCGCCGACGCUGCACAUUUCGCCGACGCUGCGCAUUCCGCCGACGCUGCACAUUCCGCCGACGCUGCGCAUUCCGCCGACGCUGCGCAUUCCGCCGACGCUGCACAUUCCGCCGACGCUGCGCAUUCCGCCGACGCUGCACAUUCCGCCGACGCUGCGCAUUCCGCCGACGCUGCGCAUUCCGCCGACGCUGCACAUUCCGCCGACUCUGCGCAUUCCACCGACGCUGCGCAUUCCGCCGACGCUGCACAUUCCGCCGACGGUGCGUAUUCCGCCGACGCUGCACAAUCCGCCGACACAGCAGAUUCCGCCGAUGCUGCAGGUUGCGAUGCUGGAGAGUCUAAAGCUGCAGGGUCCGACUCUGCACAUUCUGAUGCUGCACGUUGCGAUGCUGCGGAAUCCGACGUUGCAGCCACAGUUUCCGAUUCGGCACAAUCGGCCGCUUUAAGCGUCACUUGA
Messenger RNA from Closterium sp. Yama58-4, 645 nucleotides. Lineage: Eukaryota; Viridiplantae; Streptophyta; Zygnematophyceae; Desmidiales; Closteriaceae. The record is from the annotation of a GenBank genome assembly.